AUGUCCCCCGAGAUGCAAGACCCCAGUCACAGGAGAUCCUCCUGUGACCAGUGCAGACAAAAGAAGCUCAAAUGUGAUGGCGGAUAUCCUUAUUGCGGGAGAUGCUCGAGUAUAUCAGAGAGUUGUGUAUACUCGGCCAAGUUGCCCAUGGGAAGACCCAAAAAGAGAAAACUCACCGAAAAUGAGGUCCCGAGCAGUACGGAGAGUAGGACGUCACCGUCAACUUUGGCCAUGAGUAUCACAAGCGAGACGACAAGUGAAGUUGGGAGGAGGUCAAGUUUUGAUAACUGUCAGCACAUGUCGGAUGAUGCCCCGUUGGAGAUGUCUCUUGGAACAGACACAAACGUUGACCCGAAGCUGUUGUUCGAGACAGACCCUCUAAGCUGCGCAUGUCUUGCAAAUCUUUACCUCUCAUUAGAACAAGUCCGGAAAGCAGAUGACCUACCCUUUACAUCUCGAUUAUCAGUCUUGCGGCAUUUGACAACCACAGCAGGAGGGAUUAUUCAGUGUCAGAUAUGCCCAACAAAGUUUCUCUGGGCGAUGCAGAAUGCUCAGCUUCUCAAUACUCUCAUCGUAUCCCUCGCUGAGGGGUACAAGAAGAUUGUGAAAUUCGUCGAAGACGAGACGAUACGGGCUCAAGAAGCCAACGAAGCAAAGAGUUUACUUAUAUCUGAAGGUCAACCUGACACGCUAGGGUUUCAAAUGAGUUUGGAUCCAGAAGACUGGCAGAAUAUCGCAAACAAGGCCAUCAGAGCAGAAAUGUUUGGGACGAAGCACUCCACGGCGGCAUCGUUCGUGGGGAUGUUGCAGUUGAUGGAAGAUAGACAGAAUGCAUGGCAUUCAGGGCAUACCCAUGUUCCCCCAGGGAUUGGGACUCGUAUGACUCAUCAGAUGCACGAGAAAGAGCCGCAUUGUGUUUCUGUUGUCAAGCAUACGAGGGAUAUGAUAUGUCAUUUGCUGUCUGAUGUCUGA
Messenger RNA from Fusarium venenatum, 972 nucleotides. Lineage: Eukaryota; Fungi; Ascomycota; Sordariomycetes; Hypocreales; Nectriaceae. The record is from RefSeq and is a predicted model, not a curated record.